Stegodyphus dumicola is the source of this 6662-nucleotide messenger RNA. RefSeq names its product trio Rho guanine nucleotide exchange factor (gene trio). Gene Ontology annotation, cellular component: cytoplasm; extrinsic component of membrane. The record is from RefSeq and is a predicted model, not a curated record. Gene Ontology annotation, molecular function: protein binding; guanyl-nucleotide exchange factor activity. Lineage: Eukaryota; Metazoa; Arthropoda; Arachnida; Araneae; Eresidae.
UAGUUUCUCAGUGACAAUCCUUGUUUUUCAUAGGCUCGCAAACUUGUGCUGGGAAGCAGUAGUGAACUGUGAUGUUUUAUAGUUGAAUACAAUAAUGAGUAGUAUUAGCUGUUUAGAAGUAGUUGUGUUCCAUAAAAGUGUCUAUUUUAAAUUUUGUAAAUGUUAUAUUUGGAGGUGUAAUUAAAGGAGGAAAAUGUUGUAUGUCAUUUUUUUUACAUGAAGGCGAUCGAUCUUUGAGCGCCCGAGAUGAUAAUUUGUCGAGAUCUCUUACUAAAACGUAACAUUCUGUGCUGCCUGAAAAUUUAAAUACUAUAUUUCAGAGCAUUUACAAAAUGUCUUCCGAAAAUGAGUGUUCUUAUUUCAAAGGAGGUCAACAGCAGACUCAGAAUAUUAGAGCAGUUGAUAUCCUUCCAUUAUUACAAGAGAAAAUUGCUAUUGUCUCGGGUGGUAGAGACCGCAGAGGAUGUCCAGUUCUCACAUUUCCUGCACGAACUCGACCAGAAAGAUUAAGAAGUGAAGAUCUGAAAAAACUUUUAUUAUACCUAGCAACAACACCAUGUGAAGAAGCAGCUGACUUGGGUUUCUCAGUUGUCAUUGAUAUGAGAGGCACUACAUGGAAUACUGUCAAACCCAUUUUGAAAGUUUUACAAGAAGCUUUUCCCAUCAAAAUUCAUACUGCAUAUAUCAUUAAGCCUGAAAAUUUUUGGCAGAAGCAGCGCACAAGUAUGGGCAGUGCAAAAUAUAAGUUUGAAACUAGCAUGAUAUCUGUUGAAACACUAUCAAAGUAUAUUGAUCCUUCUCAGCUUACUAAUGAUUUAGAGGGAACUUUAUCAUACGAUCACAAUCUCUGGAUUGAACUUCGAAUGUGCCUAGAAAAUUUUACAUGGAAGGCAAGUGACUUACUUGGGCGAAUGGAAAAUGUAAAGGAAGAUCUUACCAGAAAUGAAUUUGCAGAUGAUGUUUCUUCCUCAAAAGCAAUGAUUGAUGAUCAUGCAGCAUUAAAGAAAAGAAUUGUUCAAGUACCUGUUGAAGAUAUAGAUCUAGAAGGGCAACAAGUGCUUCAUAAGUUAAGUUAUGCAACUGGAGGCAAUAGUGGAGGGUCUUGUGAUUCUGGUUAUUCUAGUAGGGAUAGUGGACCUGCCGGUAUGGCUGGAAAUGUGGACUUUCAAAGUGCUGUUCCUCAAGUUGUUCACCUCUUAGAGAAUAUUCAUGUUACUAGGCAACACUUACUACAGUUGUGGCACAUUCGAAAGGUUAAACUUGAUCAGUGUUUGCAACUUCGAUUAUAUGAACAGGAUGCUCAAAAGAUGUUUGAUUGGAUCUAUCACAAUCGAGAUUUGUUUCUGGUCAGUUAUGUUGAUAUUGGUGUAACAUAUCAAGAAGCAAAAGAAUUGCAAGAAGAACACAACCAUUUUACCAUGUCAUCAAUGAAUGUGUAUGUCAAUAUCAAUCGAAUACUGUCAGUUGCAUCCAGGUUGAUUGAAGGUGGUCAUUACUCAGCAGCUACAAUUCAGCAAAUAGCAGCUCGUCUUGACAGAGCUUGGAAAGAAUUUGCUGCUGGUCUUGAUGAAAGAACAACUGUUCUUGCACUUUCUGUUUUAUUUCAUCAAAAAGCUGAACAGUACAUGAGUAACGUUUCACCUUGGAGUAAAGCAUGUGAGCAAACUGUAGUACCGAGAGAAGUUGCCCACUUAGAAGAUGUUAUUCAUCAACAUCAAACACUGUAUGAAAACAUGUGCCAAGCAUAUACAGAAGUCCACAGUACAAGCAAAAAGCUACUGUAUCAAUUAGAUCAUCUUGUUCAAGUAUGCCAUCAACCAAGAGCAGAUAUGUCCUCUAGAAAACAUUCUCAUAAUGAUGGCAAAAAUAUGUCAGAAAUUUUACAUCAGAAUGGGAAUAAUCAUCUUUGCAAUCCAGCUGCAGAUUAUUCUGAAGGUGCCAAACAUGUUUUAUCUGUCAUCCAUGAGAUUCUAAAUCACCACAGAGCUCUUGAAACUCAGUGGCAUACAAAAAAAGUUAAGUUACAUCAACGUUUGGCUCUGGGUCUUUUCCAAGAAGAUGUUAGACAAGUGCUAGAUUGGCUAGAAAACCAUGGUGAAGUAUUUUUAAGGAAAAAUACAGGAGUGGGUAGGAAUUUACAACGAGCUAAAGUUCUUCAGAAAAGCCAUGAACAUUUUGAAACUGUAGCUCAGAAUACAUACACCAAUGCUGAAAAAUUAUUGGCUGCUGCAGAAGAAUUGGCCCAAACAGGGGAAUGCAAUGCAGAAGAAAUAUAUAGUGUUGCACAAGAGCUGGAAGGUCACAUUACUAGUUUUGCUGCACGAGUGGAUCAGAGAAGAAAUCUACUUGAUCUAGCUGUCAUGUUUUUCACUCAUGAAAAUGAGUUAUCCAGCUGGUUUGAAGAACUUCGCCAAGAGCUAAAAAGCGAUGAAGUUGCAGAAAAUGUUGAGGGUGCAGAACAAUUGCUUGAGCAGUUCAAUCAACAGAGAGACUCUACAAUUGAUGCUGCAAUGAAUACAAUAUCAGAGGGUGAAGCUUUGUUAGAAGAACUGCAAAAUUCUGGCCUUAUUCCUGAUACAGAUGCUAGUACAUCUUAUGCUGCAAUCGAAGGUCUUCUUGAAUCGCUUGGUAGAAGUAGAGAAGAAUUAGAAGAGCUUUGGGCUAACAGAAAAUUAAAAUUAGAUUUGUGCCUUCAGUUGCGGUUAUUUGAAAGAGAUGCCUUAGAGGUAUCCUCCCAGCUUGAAUUAUGGUCUGAGGAGCUUCAAAAUUCUGAUGUUGCAAGGGAUAUGUCAGAAGCUGAACAUACUCUUCACAUUCAUAAUGAAAAUGUCAGUAAUAUGCAACAAACUGCAUUAGAUGUCAUUCAGAGAGGCCAAGAACUCUACCAACUCUUUGAGUCUUCGGGAAUUCAGUUAAUGGCAGAUCAUCAGUAUGACGGUCAGGCAAGGGUGCAAGUUUUGAUUGACUUCCUACAGGAGCGUCAUUUAGAUUUAGAAGAUGUUGCUGAAAUGAAGCGAGUUAAACUUGAACAGAGCAUUCAGUUAUGCCAGUUGGAAAAUGAUGCUAGUCAGGUUAUGAGUUGGAUAGGUAAUGGAGAAGCCAUGCUCAGUGCAUCAUUCAUUAUUCCAUCAUCAUUGGCUGAAGCAGAACAGUUAAGAACUGAACAUCAGCAAUUUCAAAUGGCAAUAGAGAAAACUCAUUCAAGUGCCGUGCUGGUGCAACAGAGAGCUGAAUCCCUUAUUCAAGUUAAUCAUUAUGAUCCUUCAAGUAUCCGUGCAGUCUGUGAUGAUGUGAAUUCCAGCUGGCAUCAGUUGAUGACACAUGCUGAAGAUAGACAUAAAUUAACUACAGCUUCUCUAAAUUUCUAUAAAACUGCUGAACAAGUGUGCUCCGUUCUGGAUAGUUUAGAAAGAGAAUAUCGAAGGGAUGAAGAUUGGUGUGGUAGCAGUAGUGAAAGUAAUGAUGCAAAAGAAAAUCAAGAUAAAGUAUCUCUGGUGUCUCAACUCUUGACAAAACAUCAAGAACAAAAAGAAGCUUUCUUAAAAGCUUGCACCCUUGCUCGGCGCACUGCAGAAACAUUCCUGAAGUACAGUUCUCGAUGUGUGCAGUAUUAUAGUUCACAUACUGAAGUUAAUCAUAAAGUUUCAGAAAAUAAAGUUAAAGGUAUUCUUGAACAACUCUUGAAUCAGGAAAAUAAAGUUUUAGAGCAUUGGACAGCCCGAAAAAAGAGAUUAGACCAAUGCCAACAGUUUGUCCUUUUUGAAAACAGUGCCAAACAAGCUUUAGAAUGGAUUCAGGAAACAGGAGAAGAUUAUCUUGACAAUCGUAGCACAUUAGGGGAAAAUGUUGAAGAAACCAAAUCCCUUUUGAAAGAGUACAACGAAUUCAAAGGGAAUGCAAAGGAAACUAGGGAAAAAGUGAGACUGCUACUUCAACUUGCAGAUAGUUUAGUGGAAAGAGGUCAUGCUCAUGCGACUGCAAUAAAGCAAUGGGUUGCUUCUGUUGAUCAGAGCUACAAAGAUUUUAGUGAGCGUAUGGAUCAGUAUAGACAAAAACUUGAGCAAAAACUUGGCCUACAAUCUGAUCGGGAUGUGCGAGAUUUAUCUUUGGAUCGACAUAGUGACCCAUCCUUAGAAGAUAAAGUAAAAGAAGCAGCUGCUAAGGAACUAAAUGAAGAAAAACGAAAGUCUGCUAGGAGGAAAGAGUUUAUUAUGGCUGAAUUAUUGCAAACAGAAAGAACAUAUGUUAAAGACUUAGACAUGUGCAUCAAAACAUAUAUGACAGAAAUGGAGAAAACUGAUGAUAGUAUUCCACUUGGUUUACAGAAAAAAAGUUCCACCUUAUUUGGUAACAUGGUAGAAAUAUUUGAUUUUCAUGACCAGAUUUUUUUAAAAGAGCUUGAAAAAUAUGAAACUAUGCCAGAAGAUGUCGGUCAUUGUUUUGUUACUUGGGCUCAGAAGUUUGAAAUAUAUGUCAAAUAUUGCAAAAACAAACCAGAAUCUAACUCAUUAUUAGUUCAUCAUGCAGGAAAUUAUUUUGAAGAUAUUCAACGGAAGCAUAAUGUACCACAUCCCAUAGCUGCCUAUCUCAUUAAGCCAGUGCAAAGGAUAACUAAGUACCAGCUCCUCCUUAAAGAUCUUUUAUCAUGUUGUGAAGAAGAUCAGGGUGAAAUUAAGGAUGGUUUAGAUGUUAUGCUUAGUGUGCCCAAGAAAGCUAAUGAUGCAAUGCACCUCAGUAUGUUGGAAGGAUGUGAUGUGUCUUUAGACCAACUGGGAGAAGUUAUUUUGCAAGAUUCAUUUCAUGUUUUUGAACCAAAGUCUCUUAUCAGGAAGGGAAGAGAAAGGCACAUAUUUUUGUUUGAAUUAUAUUUGCUUUUUAGUAAAGAAGUCAAAGAUUCUAAUGGGAAGGCUAAAUAUAUCUACAAAACUAAACUUUUAACAUCUGAAGUUGGUAUUACUGAACAUGUUGAAGGUGAUGAAUGUAAAUUUGCUGUAUGGACUGGAAGAGCUCCCCUUGCUGAGAAUAAAAUAAUUCUGAAAGCAACAUCUCUGGAAACGAAGCAGUCAUGGGUAAAAAAACUCCGAGAAGUUAUUCAAGAAACUUACUUUAGCAGUGCUCUUUCAACUCUUAAUCUAUCCAAGUGCCAUACUAAAAUUUCCAAAUCAACAAGCAAUAGGUCUAGUAGGGAUUUGGAGGAUUCAUCUAUGGAUGAAGGUAGCAUAGAAAACCAGGAGAGAGGAUCUUUAGCUUCCUUUGGUUCUGGCAAUACUACAGACAGUGAAAAGGGAGGUGAGAUUGUUCAUGUUGUUGAAGAUCACAAGGCAGUACCUGGUUCGUUAGAAUUAACUGUUCAUGCUGGUCAGCAAGUGGAAUUGUUAGAAACUUGCAAUGAGUGGUUUCUAGUCCGCCAUGUUCCAAAAGAUGAUUCAAAUGCUGUAAAUCAUGAAGGCUUAAUACCACCAUCAUGCAUAAAAGCACCAUUAAAGCACUCCUCUUCAAAAACAAGCUUUGAUAAUGAAGAAUCAAAUAUAACUAAUGCUGAUUUAAGCCCAACAAGUUCAACUGCAUUUCCUUUGACAAGUAUAUCUGCUCUACCAAUAUCAAAACGACGAGGUGCUUUCAGAAAAUGGUUGUCUAAUCCAGUUCGUAAACUAAGUCAUAGUCGAAUUGAAAGGUCUGCAACUGAAACUUCAAAGUCAGCAUCCAACAAAAAAGCUUCUCAGCAGCCAAAGGUUGUAAUUAAAAAUGAAGUAACAGAAAAGCCACUUCGUGACUCCCGAAAAGGAAUACUGCAGGUUAAAUUAAUUAAAAAGGAUACAAUAGAAGAAGAUGAAGUGUUAGACGUAGAACUACCGCCUCCUAUGAAAAUACAAGAACACAGCUUCACACCUGUGCAUCAGAAUUUGGCCAGUGGAAAUGAAAAGCCCAUAACCUUGCCUUCAGCUGAUGGCAGUAGCUCAACCGACUUGGCAUCUGAAAUAGAACAAAUAGUAAAGGAGCGUAUGGAACAUCAUACAGAAUGCAAUGUAGAUGAACGAAAUAAAAAAGAUACUAUUAGCAGUAAAGAAAAAGAGAAAGUGUUGCAGAAUAGAAAAUGUGUCAUUCAGGAGUUUAUAGAAACUGAAAAGCAUUAUGUAAAAGAUUUAGGAUCAAUAGUUGAGGGCUACAUAAAAAUGAUGAAAUUAGGAGAAAUUCCUGUUCCUCAAGAUUUAGUUGGAGAAAAGGGUAAAAUGAUCUUUGGAAACAUUGAAUCAAUAUUUGAAUGGCAUAGAGAUACUUUUUUUCCUGAGCUACAAAAUACUUUAGAAAACCCUCGCAGCAUUGGCCUGCUCUUUAGGAGAUCUGAGAGAAAACUUCAUAUGUACAUUGUCUAUUGCCAGAAUAAACCCAAAUCUGAACAAGUUAUAGCACAUUUCAUAAAUUCAUAUUUUGAGGAGUUGAGAAGAAAGUGUGAUAUUGAGCAUCAGCUGCAUGAUCUGUUAACAAGACCAGUGCAGCGCAUUUUAGAAUAUAAAUUACUUUUGAAGGACAUUCUAAAAUAUACUCAGCUGGCUGAUAUUGAAGAAGAAGUUCAACAACUAGAAAAAGCCGUCCAAAUAAUGCACAUAAUAUAUAAAACUGCCAAUGAUGUUCUUAAUCUGAACCGAUUACAAGGAUUUCAA